AUGGUGGAUACAGUACCACUACUAGCUGGAAUUGAUAUGGUAUGCAAAGGUGCAGUAGGCAGGAAGAAGGAACCUUUAGCUGUUAGACAGUACAAGGUACAAGCAAACUCCAGCAGGUACAAGCAAACUCCAGCAGGUACAAGCAAACUCCAGCAGGUACAAGCAAACUCCAGCAGGUACAAGCAAACUCCAGCAGGUACAAGCAAACUCCAGCAGGUACAAGCAAACUCCAGCAGGUACAAGCAAACUCCAGCAGGUACAAGCAAACUCCAGCAGGUACAAGCAAACUCCAGCAGGUACAAGCAAACUCCAGCAGGCACAAGCAAACUCCAGCAGGCACAAGCAAACUCCAGCAGGCACAAGCAAACUCCAGCAGGCACAAGCAAACUCCAGCAGGCACAAGCAAACUCCAGCAGGCACAAGCAAACUCCAGCAGGCACAAGCAAACUCCAGCAGGCACAAGCAAACUCCAGCAGGCACAAGCAAACUCCAGCAGGCACAAGCAAACUCCAGCAGGCACAAGCAAACUCCAGCAGGCACAAGCAAACUCCAGCAGGCACAAGCAAACUCCAGCAGGCACAAGCAAACUCCAGCAGGCACAAGCAAACUCCAGCAGGCACAAGCAAACUCCAGCAGGCACAAGCAAACUCCAGCAGGCACAAGCAAACUCCAGCAGGCACAAGCAAACUCCAGCAGGUACAAGCAAACUCCAGCAGGUACAAGCAAACUCCAGCAGGUACAAGCAAACUCCAGCAGGUACAAGCAAACUCCAGCAGGUACAAGCAAACUCCAGAAGGUAAAAGCAAACUCCAGAAGGUAAAAGCAAACUCCAGAAGGUAA
Molecule: messenger RNA, 840 nt
Organism: Schistocerca americana (American grasshopper)
Lineage: Eukaryota; Metazoa; Arthropoda; Insecta; Orthoptera; Acrididae
Exons: 2
Coding region: 1-840 (279 amino acids)
Source: RefSeq, a predicted model, not a curated record